AUGCUGCAAUUUCAUUUAAUGAGAAUCGUUGAAAAAAUGUUGAAAAGCAGUUACGAUUUUUUUCAUCAAAAAAAACUAAGAUUAAAAACACCUGAAGAACAGCGAUUAAACAAGCCAACAUUAAACGUAAGACAGCAAAUAAUAGAUGACUUAAAUGGCAAAGAAGAGUCUAAUUACGUUCGUAUAGAUCCACAUUUUGACCGUGCAUAUGAACAAUAA
Molecule: messenger RNA, 219 nt
Organism: Macrosiphum euphorbiae (potato aphid)
Lineage: Eukaryota; Metazoa; Arthropoda; Insecta; Hemiptera; Aphididae
Source: the annotation of a GenBank genome assembly